UGUACAGUUCACUUCAAACUCGGUGGUUCAGCCCCAAAGACAAGUUAGAUUGGGUGGUCCCGAAGAUUGGGGGACGCAGUACGUUGCAUCGCGUCGAAGUGGAAUAAUAACUAGGUUGGACAAAGCCCUGACACCCCCUCUCUGGGUGUUAGUAGUAACCGAGCUCCAGCUGAUUUGCUUUGAGUCCAGUGAGGACACUUGGAUGGUCAAUUAAUCCAAACUGAGCAGUUUAGGACUAUUCGGAUUCUUGUGGCCGCUCGUGUCGGCAAAGCCAUCCACCUUCUUUGUCCAAUUUGACCGAGGACUAUUUAUAGAAGCGGAUAUUUUCUACUUUGAGUUGGCUGAAGAUCCUUUACAACGACAAGGCCCCUGUCUCAUCCCCAGCCUCGCGUACCCUUUAUCGUUUUAUUGAAGUCAUGGGGGAUACUGGUAGUGAGCGCAGCAAACCUUUACCACCUCGGUGUCCCUGUGGAUUUUGGGGGUCCAGUAAAACCAUGAAUCUCUGCUCAAAAUGUUUUGCUGACGUAGAGCAAAAGCAAACAGACAAGGACUGUGCCCCAAAGUCCAGCCCGAGCACCGGGAACAACCAAUCGGCCGUCUUCAGUAGCGAGACGAGUAGCAGUAGCAGCAACAGUAGCCAAUCCAUUUUGUCAUCACCACCCACUAGCUCCGAUCAGCCAUCGGCGUCAACCGAAGACCCCGCCCCCACGCUGUCCACCGCACAGGAGGGGCUAUCACCAUGCACAGAAACAGCUCACAGCACCCUCUGCACGCCCACAAAACGUCCUUGCGAAUCAGCUUCCGGGUCAGAGAGCGAGGCGUCGCCCGAGAAACGGCCACGGCAGGACUCUGAGGAGAGGGAGGCGCCGAGCAAGGAGCCCAGCCGAGGGCCCAAGCAAAAAAACCGCCGGCGCUGCUAUCGUUGCCAAACCAAACUGGAGCUCGUACAGCAGGAACUUGGCUCCUGUCGCUGCGGCUACGUGUUCUGCAUGCUCCACCGUCUACCUGAGCAGCACGACUGCCUGUUCGACCACCAGGGGCGCGGGCGCGAGGAGGCCGUCCUCAAGAUGGUGAAGCUGGACCGCAAGGUGGGCCGCUCGUGCCAACGCAUUGGAGAGGAAUGCUCCUGAGGUGCUGCCGCCCCCCCCACCCCGCCCGCCCGACCCCC
Esox lucius (northern pike) is the source of this 1168-nucleotide messenger RNA. RefSeq names its product AN1-type zinc finger protein 3. NCBI's taxonomy places the organism in Eukaryota, Metazoa, Chordata, Actinopteri, Esociformes, Esocidae. The transcript has 7 exons. The record is from RefSeq and is a predicted model, not a curated record. Gene Ontology annotation, molecular function: DNA binding; zinc ion binding. Bases 417 to 1130 code for a protein of 237 amino acids.